This is a messenger RNA of Monodelphis domestica (gray short-tailed opossum), 7993 nucleotides long. RefSeq lists its product as uncharacterized. Gene Ontology annotation, molecular function: RNA polymerase II cis-regulatory region sequence-specific DNA binding; DNA-binding transcription factor activity, RNA polymerase II-specific. NCBI's taxonomy places the organism in Eukaryota, Metazoa, Chordata, Mammalia, Didelphimorphia, Didelphidae. The record is from RefSeq and is a predicted model, not a curated record. Gene Ontology annotation, cellular component: nucleus. Gene Ontology annotation, biological process: regulation of transcription by RNA polymerase II.
CUUGUCAUGACGUUACGCACACCUCGGCCCCUCCUCCUAUGGCAGCCCAGGGGCAUUCUGGGCUUGUCUUGAUCCCGGCAGAAGCUGACUGGAGGGAGCCGGGGUCCGCAGCUGCAUGCAGACAGCACGUUUGAAGUGAGGAGAUGACCACCACGCUGAGCCUCUGUGGAAGGGGAUGAAUUCAGGAGGGAUUUUUCCUUUGACUUCAAUUUAAGAAAAAUCUGUGACUGAUAACAAGGGAGAAAAAAAUCCAAAGUGAUUGUGAAUUUGAUGAAGCUGGAAAGAGAUUCAGACAACAUUCAAUUGUAAAUCCCUGUAAGAAAGUGACCUCAGGCAGUAACUGUCCUCAGGAUAGUGAAUAUAACAAAUGCUUUCCUGAAUUGGUAGAGCUUCCCCAGUCCCUUUGGAAAUCUCCUCAAAUGCACAAGUAUCAGGACAAUCUAAGAGAAAUGGCCUCCAGGCGAAGUUCAGACCUCAUUAGAAAUUUAAAAAGUUAUCCUGAAGAAAUGCAUUCUAUAGGUAAUAAAGGAGGGAAGACCUUCCCACAGAACUCUAAGCUUGCUGGACAUCAGAGAAUCCACACUGGUGAGAAACCUUAUGAAUGUAAUCUGUGUGGAAAGACUUUCACCAAGAGCUCUAUUCUUACUAAACAUAAAGAAAUCCACAAUAAAAAGGGACCUCAUGAAUUUAAACAAUGUGGAAAGGUUUUGAAAGAGAAAGACAAUCUUGCUGAAGAUCAGAGAAUCCAUACUGAAGAGAAACAUUUUGUCUAUAAACAUUGUGGAAAGGCUUUCACAGAUGUCUCUAAUCUUAUAGAACACAAGAAAAUGUACACUGGAGAGCUUGGUAUUCAAAGAGAAAGUUUCUCCACCUUGAGUAUCCUCCUCCCUGAAGAGCACCAAAGUCUAGCCCUAGGAGAGACCUUCGAACCAGAGGGAAUGAUGCCUGAGACCCAGAGACCCCCAUCUCAGGAGUCAGUAACGUUCCAGGAUGUGACAGUGGACUUCACCCAGGAAGAGUGGUGCAUGUUGGACCCUUCUCAGAAAAAGCUGUACAGGGAGGUCAUGCUGGAGAAUGUGCAGAAUCUGCUCUCUGUGGGGCUGCCAGUUCCCAGAGAAAAUUUGAUAUCCAGUUGUCAGCAAGGGGAAUCACCAUGGUUGUUAGAACAAAAAGGCACAAGCAGCUUCUGUGCAGAUGCAGAGAUCUGUUUUGAAGUGAAGGAGAUAACUACAAAGCCGAGCCUUGUUGUGAAAGGAUCUGGUAAGCAAGGAUUUAUAAAUGAGGAUCCCUAUGAUUUCAUUUUGAGAGAAAGCUAUGAAUAUAAUAUCAAAGUAAAUAAAAAUCCAAAUAGUGACAGUGACUUUUAUGGAAUUUCAAAGAAAUUCACACAGUAUUCAAUCCUAAAUCAAUAUAAGAAAAUGACCUCUGGAAAGAAUUAUCAUCAGAAUAAUGAAUACAAAUACUUCUCUGAAAAAGAAGAACUCCUUCAAUCCUAUGUGAAACCUCCAGAAAUACCCAUAUAUCAAGAUUAUCCAGAGGAAAUGGCCUUCACUUGGAGUUCCAGCCUCAUUAGACAUCCAAAAAGUAAUCCUGGAGAGAAGCUUACUGUGAGUAGUAAAGAUGGGAAGGCCUUCUAUCCGAAUUCUGAACAUGCUCAAGAUCAUAUGAUCCAUACUGGAGAGAAACAUUGUGAAUGUAAAGAAUGUGAAAAGGCUUUUAACCAAAGGGAUCAUCUUGCUCAACAUCAAAGAAUCCACAGUGGAGAGAAAUCCUAUGAUUGUAAAGAAUGUGGGAAGUCUUUUACAUUGAACUCACAACUUGCUAAACAUCAGAGAAUUCACUCUGGAACAAAACCAUAUGAAUGUAAACAGUGUGGUAAGGCCUUCUCAUGGAGAAAUGGUCUUGAUGUACAUCAGAGAAUCCACACUGGAGAGAAACCUUAUGUAUGUAAACAGUGUGGAAAGGCUUUCACAGCUAGCUACAGUCUUUCUAUACAUCAGAGAAUCCACACUGGAGAGAAACCUUAUGAAUGUAAACAGUGUGGAAAGACCUUCACACAGAGCUCUGCUCUUACUGAACAUCAUAGAAUCCACACUGGUGAGAAACCUUAUGAAUGUAUACAGUGUGGAAAGGCUUUCACAACUAGCUAUGGUCUUGGUGCACAUCAGAGAAUCCACACUGGAGAGAAACCUUAUGAAUGUGAGCAGUGUGGAAAGGCUUUUAGACAGAGGGGCAAUCUUGUUGAACAUCAAAGAAUCCACACUGGAGAGAAACCCUAUGAUUGUAAAGAAUGUGGGAAGACUUUCACAUUGAGCUCACAACUUGCUAAACAUCAGAGAAUUCACACUGGAACAAAACCAUAUGAAUGUAAACAGUGUGGUAAGGCAUUCACAUGGAAAAACAGUCUUGAUGUACAUCAAAGAAUCCACACUGGAGAGAAACCUUAUGUAUGUAAACAGUGUGGAAAGGCUUUCACAGCUAGCUACAGUCUUUGUAUUCAUCAGAGAAUCCACACUGGGGAGAAACCUUUUGGAUGUAAACAGUGUGGAAAGACCUUCACACAGAGCUCUGGUCUUACUGAACAUCAUAGAAUGCACACUGGAAAGAAACCUUACAAAUGUAAACAGUGUGGAAAGUCUUUCACAACUAGCUAUACUCUUGCUGCACAUCAGAGAAUCCACACUGGAGAAAAACCUUAUAACUGUAAAGAAUGUGGAAAGUCGUUCACAUUUAGCUCACAACUUGCAACACAUCAGAGGAUUGACACUGGAAUGAAACCAUAUGAAUGUAAACAAUGUAAAAAAUCAUUCACAUUUAGCUCCCAACUUGCUAUACAUCAAAGAAUCCACACUGGAGAGAAACCUUAUGAAUGUAAGCAGUGUGGAAAGGCUUUCACGCAGAGGGGCAAUCUUUCUGCACAUCAAAGAAUCCACACUGGAGAGAAACCCUAUGAUUGUAAAAAAUGUGGAAUGGCUUUCACGUUUAAUUCACAACUUGGUAAACAUCAGAGAAUUCACACUGGAACAAAACCAUGAGAAUGUAAACAAUGUAGAAAGGCUUUUACUCAGAGAGAUGGUCUUGAUGUAUAUCAGAGAAUCCACACUGGGGAGAAACCUUAUGAAUUUAAACAAUGUGAAAAAGGCUUUUACAGUGAGGGGCUAUCUUGCCAAACACCAGAGAAUGCACACUGGAGAAAAACUAUGACUAUAGUCAGUUUGGAAAGGCUUUCACACAUACCUCCACACCUGCAAAAUGGCAGAAAAAUCCAUACUGGGGAAAAACUUCAUGAUGGUCAUGUAUGAACCUGAGCUUUUAGUUGUUAAUCAUAGCUUAUUUAAGAAUAAUCAAUUUAGAUUUUAAAAAAGUCAAAUUCUCUAAGCUAGAUAAUUAGGUGUAUUGUGAGAGGGCCUAAACCUCCAAUAAAACUGGGCUCCUCAUUAAUAUUGGAAGACCCCAAGCAAUGUGAGAGACCUUUUAUAACCUCAAGAAACAGUCGUUUUCCUUAAAAGUACAAAGAAAAGUAUAAGAUUAGUCAUACCCUUCAAAGGAUGAGGACACCCAGCAACACUGUUCAUUGGCCAGUUCAACUAGGAAGCAACCCUUAUUUGUCCAUAGUUAGAUUAGCUAAGUGGAUCUUUUGACCACCAUGUAAGAGUCAUUUGAUGAUUAUUGGGGGACAAGGAUGUUCUCUGGGCCUUCUCCAGAUAAGGAUGGGUGGAAAUGGAUAGUACCAUGUCUAUACAUGAAACUAAGGUCAAAGCAAAUGAUGACUCAUACCUGAGCACAAGUUAGGUGCAUGAUACAUCAACUCAAAAGGGUGGGGCUAACUUUAAGGCCUAAGUUAAAACAGUUUAAAAGCUUUACUAAAAUAUAAGUGAAAAACCCUUCUAAAAUCACGACUUAUUACUAAUUAUCUAAUAGAUACUAUAUACUAUACUAUAUACUAAUAGAACUAUAAUUAGGAUUAUCAGAAAGUUAUUACUAACAUUAAAAUCUCACCAUGUCUAAGAGGGUAGAGGUAUUUUCUCACUCACAAACAGAAGAGAAUUCACAUGGGAGAGAAAUCUUAGGAGUAUAAGUAAUGUAGAAAUAACGACUUCAUUCCCAUUCCCAAGGAUUCCUAUUAAUUAGAAAUCUUAGUUAGCACUCAUGAAUGAGGAAAUACAUUCAAAAGGAGUUCAGAGCUUGCUAAAUAUAAGAAAAUGUCUUCUGGGUUGCCAUAUAUGGAUUCCCUAUGGGAUGACUUUCAUCCAGAGAUUAUGUCUUACAUGGUGCAGAGAAGUCUAAUGAAUGUGCUCAAGGGGAAUGUGUUUUUCUCUGAUUAUUAAUUAGAGAAAUACAAAUUAAAACAGCUCUGAGGUAGCACCUCACUCCUAUCGUGUUGGCUAUUAUGACAGAAAAGGGAAAUGAGAAAAUCUGUGGGAAAUGUGGGAAAAUUGAGACACUAAUGAACUGUUGAGGUAAUUGUGAUCUGAUUCAACCAUUUAAUUUAUUUGUUUAUUUUUUGGUUAUAAUAACCACUUGAUUUCCCUCCAUCCCCUCCACCCACCCUUCCCAUAGCCAACAUGCAGUUUCAUUGGGUAUUACUUAUGUCCUUGAUCAGAACCUAUUUCCAUGUUGUUGUUUGCACUAGGAUGUUCAAUGAUUCAACCAUUUUAGAGAGAGUAAUUUGGAAGUAUGUGUAAAGAGCUCUAAAAGUCUUCAUACCCUUUAACCCACAUUAUCAUUACUAUGCUUAUAUCCCAAAGAAAUAAAAAACAAAAAGGAAAAAGGAGCUGUCUGAACAAAAAAAAACCAAGAAGCAGCUCUUUUUGUGGUAGUAAAGAAAUGGAAAAUAAAGAGAAACCCAUCAAUUAGGAAAUGGCUGAAUAAAUUGUGUUAUGUGAUUGUACUGGAAUACUAUUGUGAUAUGAUUCAUGAGAAGCCAGAGGAGAUCAGAGAAACCAGGAAAGACUUCCAUGAACUGAUGCAGAGUGAAGUAAACAGAAUCAAGAAAACACUGAACACGCUGAUAGCAAUGUUGAACAGUAUAAUGAACAACUCUGAGUAUAACUUAAUUAUUCUUAGCAAUAUAAUGAUACAAAAAAAUCCUCAAAGACUCAAAAUAAAAUUUUUCAUUCACUUCCAGAGAAGGAACUGAUGGAGUCUGAAUCUGGACCGAAGAAAUUUUUUUUCACUUUCUUAAUUUAUUUUUUUUAUUUGAGUUGCCUUCCACAAAAGCAUUGCUAUGGGAAAAUAUUUGAUAUGAUUGCACUUGUAAAAUUUUUACCCUUGGGUGGGAAGGAUGAGAAAAAUCGAGAUUCAAAGAAAAUAUUUUUAGAUGUAGGGUAUUGUGUUUGCAUAUAUUUGGGGGGAAAGUAAAAGAUUACAUUUGGGGGUGGGAUGGAGGAAAGAAUAGUAUGAUCAGUAGAGGACAGUAUUCUUCCUGGAUUGAAUAAGUUUGAACACAUUAUACUGUGGUUAAAGUUUAAUGUAUCUAAUUCACAGGGGAAAGCCUCUUGCUGCAUACAGAUCUUUAAAAAAACAAGCAAAAAACAGUACAUGAGAAAGAUUUUGGAAGGGAUCUAAGGGACUGAACCCCUACUGUUCAGACCAUUAUGUCUAAGGACUCUGAUGCAGUCAGCUGAUCUCUGGGUCUGAGCAGAGAUCCAACCUCUGUGAUGAGGUAAUAAGGGAAAAGUUGAGGUCUCUAAAUCCAUCUCAUCUCUUGAAAUAUCAAUCAAGCAGGACUGUCAGGGGACAUCCUACAGUUGAGCUGUCAAGCUAAUAAGAGACAAGACACAACUUCCUUUAUAAGUAAGAGGCAAGAUGCUUUUUUCAUUUUUCUUUUUUUAUUUAAUUUUAUUUAUUUAGUCAAUUUAAAAUUUAGAAUCGUAUUCUUUCCCUCCCUCCCCUACAACCACCCUUCCCAUAGUUGACGCGCAAUUCCACAAUUUUUUCAGCCAUUCUCCAAUCAAGGGCAUGCCUUUAUUUUUCAGUUUUUUGCCACUUUAAAGAGAGUGGCUAUAUUUUUGCACAGACAUAUUUCCUUAUUAUCUCUUUGGGGAACAGACCCAGCAAUGGUAUGGCUGAGUCAAAGGGCAGGCAGUCUUUUAAAGCUCUUUGCACAUAAUUCUGAAUACCUUCCAGAAUGAUUGGAUCAGUUCACAACUCCACCAGCGAUGUCUUAAUGUCCCAGUUUUGCCACAUCCCCUCCAACAUUUAUUAUUUUCCUUUGCUGUCAUAUUGGCCAAUCUGCUGGGUAUGAGGAAAAGAGACCAUACCAAAGGUGGGCUGGGAGGUCAGAGGGGCCUGGAUUAAGAAGAGGAGCCUCCUCACAGGCAGGAUGGGAAGACAAGAGGGUGUUUUUCUUGCUAGAUGUAACUAGAUUUAGAAGGAAGAGCUGAAGGAGUCAAGCCAGAAUAGUCUGAAUCUAAAGAUGUAAUACCUCUUGGCUCAAGGACAAUGAUGGCAUCGUGUCGGGGGUUUUCGUCAACCAAACUACUUUCAGGGGUGGUGGGUUUGGUUGACUUGUGUGAAUAAGGGGAUGACCAAGAACAAAGAGGAAUCUGAAGUUUGAAGAGAUUCUUCAGCAGAAGAGCAAAUGGAAUCUUUAUAAGACCUGCGCGGGAAGGAAGAGAGUUCCAUCCAAGUUCAAAAGCAGUUGGAGCCAAAGAGAAAAAAAUCUUCUUAUCUGGGACUCUGGAUCUGGGUGGAGGAAGUACAAAUCUCAGAAUCCUCUUGCUUGAAUUGAAUGAAGAUCCCAGUUAUCUACUGAAGCUAAUUUUGGGAUACUCUUUCCCUUAGGGGAACUCAGAGCUUAGCCCUGAUCAAAUCCUCAAGAGUUCUAUUAGGAAAGAAGUAAUAGGAACUUUCCUCUUCUUUCAACAACCCUACACUCCAAUAAAUUAGAGCUAUGCCAGAGAUUGAUUCAGAGUUUGUGUAGUAGGAGGGGAAUUUUAAUCUAUCAAUUCAGAAGGAGGCUGUGGGAGAACAGACUUAGUCUAGACUGCCUGACUCCAUUGAUAACAACCGAGCUCAGUGAAAGAAAGAGGAAGUGCCACAUAGAAUUCAAUCCCCCAACAGCUGUUCAGUGAUUCCUUCCCUUUUCUAAGACCCCCUCUCUAUUACACUUGUGAAGAUGAUAUACCUAUAAUAGCCAAUGGGUAUAUCCUUUAGAAUUCUUAUAGCCAAUUGCCACUUUUAGUUAUUUCACAUGAACCAGAUCUUGGCCAGCUAAAGGAUUUACUACUCAUGCUUUACACAGUCUCUUUGCUUCCUUCUUUGACAUACCAUGUUCUUUUGGGAAAUUAGGAUCAUCCCAAGAAUUGAAUAGUUUGUUCAGGGGUGAACCUGGAGGAAUCUUUCCUUAUUUCAUCUGGUUUGUUGCAGUAUUUCCCAUAGUGUCUAGUCUUUUGACUCUAAAUUUAGAAAACAAAAAAAAGUCUAGUCUAGUCUUUCUAUCUAAAUCUAUUUAGGAAAAUCCCUGGGCCUUUUUGCCCUAUCUGAGUGAGGCUUCUGCUCUUGCUGCUACUGCUGAAGAGUUUAGUUGCUGUGGUACAAGUCUGUUACUGUAAGGGGCUGUUUUGGCUAUUUCUGAAUGGGCAAUUCAAACAGUGAAAGGAUCCCAAAACAUUGGGAAAAAAACUUGAGACACAACUUCCUUCCAUUUUAUUGUAUAAAACAACCAAGCUAGAGUAGGAGCAAAUAAGAACCCAAUUCAAGCAGUAGUAAUUGUUGCAAGGCAAUAGUGCCAAUAAUAAAUAUAUAUCAAUGAUUAUUGUUGUGUGAUGAUGUUUGAAAUAAUGAAGCACUGAAUUAGCAUACUUCAUUAAUAUUGUGUAGAAUUAGUUUGGCUUAAUUGGGUUAUCUUUGGUUUUAUUAUUUGUUUUUAUUCCAUUCCAUUCAAUAGUAUUUUUAAGUAUUAAUAAUUCUUUAAUUUAAUUCACUUGAUUUAAUCAGGUUAAUGUAUUCAGUUAUAUUUGAUUCUAUUAAAACCUUUAAUUGCCUGUAG